Messenger RNA from Cooperia oncophora, 726 nucleotides. NCBI's taxonomy places the organism in Eukaryota, Metazoa, Nematoda, Chromadorea, Rhabditida, Trichostrongylidae. The record is from the annotation of a GenBank genome assembly.
CACCUAUGUGAUAAUUAUAUACGCACGUUCUACAGUUCUUAUGCCGGAUUCGUCGUUUGUGGCACUCACGGUCUCAACCCCACCUGCGCAAAUUUCUUCGAACGCGAGAGACGACCUCGACAAACGUUUGCCGGCGAUGGUCUCGCGCCACAUGCUCCUGACGUCGUCGCGCCAUUCCUCUUCUCCGGUCGUCACCUCUACACAGCUAAUGCACCGGACUAUUCGUCAUCGGAGCUACUCCUGAUGCGAAAGGAUCCGCUAAAAACUGGCACGUCAGACAUGCUCCGAACCGGCCGCGGCGAAACGCAAACUGAUGGCGCUCAAUUCGUGAAGCUCACCGAAAACAGAAACGAGGUAUUGGCGUUUUUCUCGGAACCACCGACAGAUAGCGAAGGCUGCGGACUGCGACGAGUUGCUCGGGUAGGACGCGUUUGCCGGGAUGACACUGGCGGAUCCGGAAAACAUCAACACGAAUGGACGUCGUUUGUGAAAAGCCGUUUGGACUGCGCUAUAGAGGGGAAAGAUCAGGACACGCUCUAUUUCAACCAGCUUGCCUCGGUAUCGCCAGGGACGCAUUUCAUCUACGGGGCGUUCCGAUCUCAACUGGCCGGACUUGGCUCAUCGGCUGUGUGUGCUUAUUCGCGUACUACUGUAUCACAGCUAAUGGCUAGCGCAUUCCGUAAUAAAAAAUCGGCUUGCCCAAAGGCUAACGACACCUAUGAGCAU